Molecule: messenger RNA, 954 nt
Organism: Emiliania huxleyi CCMP1516
Lineage: Eukaryota; Haptophyta; Isochrysidales; Noelaerhabdaceae
Exons: 5
Coding region: 1-954 (317 amino acids)
Source: RefSeq, a predicted model, not a curated record
AUGUUGGUUGGGCUUCUCCAAUUCGCCGCGGCCACCGCGUUCUCGCCCCGGCCCGCGCAGUGCCCGGUGGGCGAGCCGAUCGUCGGCCCGUGCACGGUGGAGCCAUUCGAGUGCCCGGUGGGCGAGCCGCACGUCGGCUGCGUGUUGCCCCAAUUAUCGCGAACUCUCACAAACGUCGUGCCAAACGUGACAAUCGGCUCGCACACCUUUUCGGGCAAUCCGUGCAAGAACUACCCCGGAUACCCGCGUACGCGGAACCCCAUCCACCACUACACGAACGCUUUGACGGGAAGCUGCGAGCUGGUCGACGAUCUCACAGACUGGGAGAUCCCCCAGACCGCGAUCGACGUGACGAAGGGCACCCAGGGCCUGAUCAAGCCCGACCUGGACCCGAAGCCCCUCCACAAAGCGAUUGGCCCCGGCAAGGGCUGCGUGGUCAACAUCCACUAUCACCUCGGGACGGAGCACUACAACGCGGACUCGUACAGCGAGAACGGCCCAGAGUUCCUCGAGCGGGCGCUUGGCUGCGUCCCAGCAAAUUAUGAGGGAAUGGACGGGUACGACCCGACGAAGGACACCGUCUUUUGCUGCGAGAACUAUGACCACAACCAUCUCGCGUUCGAGGAUGAGUUCGGUCGCGAGGGCGGAGACCGGCUGCUGCCAGAGGUGUGGAAAAAGAUGAAAGCGGCAUUCUGCCACGGCGAGUCGAAACCCAAGUGCUGCACCGGCAACGCACUGUACUCGAACGACAUGUUCAGCGACAAGCCCAUCUUCACAGAGCAGGAGCUCGGACCGCAAAGGAAAAACGACACUCUCACCUUCCCUCGUGUCCGCGAUUGGGAGGGCACUUAUGCUUUUGCGAGCAUUCUGAGUCAUGCGUGCUCCUUCGCCAGCAACAGGGUUCACAGAGGGCUCAGCGGCUAUUUUUCGCCUCGCUGCGCGGCCCCGCAAUAA